AUGAAUUAGAUUAAUUUCAGUCGCGGAGCUUGCGUCAUGCUAUUUUAAAAGUGCAACUGCACGUAGUUACGAUGUUGCAACUAUGGCGGACCAUAACCCUCGCACGCUCGUCUUACUGAUACUUCUCAUUAUCUACUUCACUAGCACUCCGGAGACUCAGCAUACGACCGCAUUGUUCCGCUUGAACAGUACUGAAAUAGUCGCGAAAGAGUACUCAGAGCUCUCGGUCCUAAAUUCCACACAUCACGGCGAUUUUGAUCCUGUACAAGAAAAAUGGCUUGGCAUGCCUGGGCUGCGUAAAGAGGAUGGAUUUGAGUGGAGCCUGUUCAGAGGUGUGAGAGAAAAAGCAUACCAGCAAGCUACCUAUAUCUUGGGAGAUAGAGUCAGAGGUGCUCUCGGAAAUGGCUUGCUAGCGGAGCAGCGCCCCAUACUGUACAAGAAUACAACAGGGUCUAUCUAUGGAGAUUGGAAGCGUUCCGACAUAGGAAAAGAAAUUGAGCACAAACCUGUGAAUCUGUCUGCGACAGCUCCGGACUACUACUGGGUGAAUGGAUAUGACCGUAAUAUGAGUUCAUCAUAUGGUGGUACCAUUGAAAUCGAGUUCACUGAGCUUGAUACUGACAGAACGGCCCGGAAUGGCUCAGUAAGAGAGAUAUCUGCUCAAAUCGAAGUUGAAGAUGUCAGCGGUCUGAAUGCUCAAUGGACAGCUAUAUUACACGGAAUUCACUAUGUCAAUUCAGGUCAUGUCUUGCUUACAACUACCAGUGAAAAAUUUGCAGGCAUCUUUGCUUUACCACAUAUGGCUUUGACGAACAACAUGUUUGCGAUGGCCCAAGAUCUGCUCAAUGAUACCAUUCAUCGAGAGAUUCAGAAGCAUUCUGGGUCUCUGAAACAUCGUGCUUUCAUUGACCCCAAUCCAUGGUCUUCAGUACCUGGAAAGGUCGACGAGGAAGGCCUGUCUAGUCCUCACUGCGAGUACGUUCUAUAUCUUCAACAACACCUAGUGGAGGAUCAAGAUGUCGAAAUAGACUAUCUCGACUUUGUAGAGACUGAAUUGCGUUAUCCAACCGGAGCUCAGCUCAAGCAAACACCGAAGCUAGUGUAUUCUAUGGUAGCCUUUUCGCCAGAUUGUGGCUUCGUCAUCGAGUCGAAGGGAGCCCCAGAUACAUUCACCGCCUCGAGUAAUCACCUACAAGGCUAUAAAAAGGAGGCGCGAAUAUUGGCAUUCCGACACGUCGUUGAAUUCCUGGCAUGCAUUUUCGUCGCUCAAGUCUUCUUCCUUCUGAGACAAAUGAAGGACACAUCUACGCCUUCAACGCGCCAUCGUGUCAGCUACUAUAGCAUUUGGAUAAUUGCCAUGGGUGACGCCUUCUGGUCCAUGUGCCUUCUACUAUUCGGACUCGUACAUGGCUCGUUGUUCUACACGACGUUUGCGACCUUUUUCCUCGGCUUUGCAUCGGUCUUACAUCUUAGCGUUCGAUUCAUACUAGACAUCUGGAGUGUCCAGUAUACGGAACGUCUGAGGCAAGAGAGACAAGAAAGAAACAGCAGGCCGGUGACUGCCGACAUUCCCAGUCAAGACAUGCAGAACGCAGAGGGACUACCUUUACCAGGUACUACAGUGCAAGACACAGGCGCAACACCUAUUGUUCUUCCUUCUGACCAAGAUGUUACUGCGGAGGCGCAAGUUCCGAGCAAUCCCACGACGGCAGAAAGCGCAGAUGCAAAUCGCCAGUUUAUGUACAUGCAAUUCGUUCUUUCGAUGCUUGUCUUGUUCAUUCUUACUGCAUUUGCACUCAGCUGGCCAUCAAUCUUCCGCAACGCAUUUUUGAAUAUUCUCAACUUUGCAUACUUAUCCUUUUGGUGCCCCCAGAUCCAUCGAAACGUCGUCCGCAAUUGCCGGAAGGCUUUGAGAUGGGACUUCAUCAUUAGCCAGAGCGCCCUGCGUCUGAUACCUAUCAGUUAUUUCUAUGUUGUGAAAGACAAUGUACUAUUUUCGACAAAAGAUAUACAUAUGAUGUAUGUAUAUCUUCUUUGGGUUUGGCUGCAGAUCUUUGCGCUUCUGAGCCAAGAGCACUUGGGUCCUCGAUUCUUUGUACCCAGCAGCUGGGUCCCGCCAGCCUACGACUAUCAUCCAAUUCUCCGUGAGGAUGAAGAAAGCAUGAACCUUCCUAUAGGCUCUGACCAGGUUGCAGACGCGGAUGUUUCCUCGCUACCGGCAAAAACGGGCGGCGAAUCAAAAGAAAAAGGUAAACGUGUAUACGAUUGCACUAUAUGUGCGCAGGAUGUUGAGGUCACUAUCAUACCAACUGGAGUCUCUCAAGACUCACUCACCACGAAUUUGCUUACUCGCCGAACGUACAUGGUCACGCCUUGUCGACACAUCUUUCAUAAGCCUUGUCUCGAAGGCUGGAUGCGCUUCAGGUUACAGUGUCCAAAUUGCCGGGAGGCUCUCCCUCCACUUUAAAGUCUGCAUGUAAAUAGUUAAUACCGCAUACAUAUGGCCCUAAGUCCAAUCUGCAAAUAUGGUAGUGCAUAGUAUUGCACGGGUCAUGCUUACCUGCUUCUGGAUUCUUUUUACUUGAAGUAUCCGGUUCGCUAUGUAUUAGAUGAUUCUGGACUUGAUCCCGUACAGGUUCACAAAUGCUGUAGAUUACUGCUAUGGAGCGUGGAACUAAUUGUAACUACAGUAAAUACAUGUAAGCUUCCCUG
Pseudovirgaria hyperparasitica is the source of this 2712-nucleotide messenger RNA. RefSeq lists its product as uncharacterized. The record is from RefSeq and is a predicted model, not a curated record. The coding region runs from base 83 to 2467 and encodes 794 amino acids. The transcript is spliced from 2 exons. Lineage: Eukaryota; Fungi; Ascomycota; Dothideomycetes; Acrospermales; Acrospermaceae.